GUUCAGUUCAUUGGGAUCGCUGGGGACGACGACGACGACUACGACUACGACGGUUGCACGGUUCUCGGUUUUUGAAUUCGCAAUUUUGUUUCGGUUUUCGGCUUUUGGGUGUUCGGGUGCUUUGGUGCUUCGGGGCUUCGGGCGGUUGUCAUUGUUGGGAGAAGACCCUCUCCCAAGUAAAAUUCAUGUUAAUGAAUGUUAAUUUAUACAUUUGUAAGAAUCUAAAAUCUGUUUUUCCAUACACAACAAUUAUUGACUGGCUGCCGUGGCCGCUGGCACUGGCGCUGCUCCCCAAAUUCGAAUUUGGAAACAGUCGCGCCUGAAACGCCGCCGUGAUCGCGCACUGCACUGCUCAGCUCUGCUCUCUCUAGAACAUUAGUUCCGUUACCCCCCCUCCCUCCCCCUCGAAAAAGGAAAGGAAUAGAAAGGCAAUGGAUCCCGAGUUUGUGAACAAAUAUAACCAGGUGCUCAGUCGGUUGAAGCUCAUCGAGAACUUCGAUGGCAGCGAUCCUGGGAAGCUGCCGCCGUUCCUGCAGCGGAUCGAGGCCCUGAUGCCGGCCAUCAACAGCUUCGACGACUACUACAAGGCACAGCUGAUAGGACACAUCAAGAACAAGUGCACUGAUCGGGCCAGGGAGGCGGUCUUCACGCGACAGAUGAGUGCCCCGGCGGCCAAUGGAAAUGGGAAUGGUCAUGCCAAUGGACACCUGCUGAAGGCCGAGUCCUGGCUGAAGCUCAAGGAUCAGCUGCUGUACAACUACGCGGAGCGGGAGUCCAGCUACUCGCUGAUCCACAAGAUCCGCAGCGCGGUGCUGGACUCGAACAUAGAGCUGUACUACCAGAAAAUGGCUAAGCUGAAGCAUCGACUAAUCAACCGGAAGCUCACCCACAACGACACCCUGUACGCGCUCGAGGACAUCGAGCGGAUCACGCUGCAGGUCUUCCGCGACCACCUGCCCGAGCCCACACACUCGAUGAUUCUGCGGCGCAACCCCAAGAGCAUGGAGGAGGCCUACCGCUACAUCGUGGAGGUGCAGCAGCAGUUCUACACCCAGAGCGGCUCCCUCGGGAGCGAUCAACAGGCGGCCACCUUCAGCACCAGCCACAAGCAGCACCACCACACCUACGGCGUCGGUAUGGGCGGCGUGGGCGUCAGCACCGUGGGUCUGGGCGUCGGGAUGGGUGCAGUGGGUCUGGGCAUGUCCUCGGCGGGCUACGGCCGCCAGAUGUCGGACAAGGGCAACAGCCAGAACGCUAGCUCCAGGAGCUACUAUAACCAGGCGGCGCCCGCCGUGGGAGCGGGUAAGACGAGUCCCAUGUUCAAGAGCCUCGGAAAUCCCACAUUCAAAUCCAGCUUCAGCUACAACGGCACCAGCAGCGGCAGCAUGGCCGGAACGGGUGGCAUGGGCUACUCCAAUACGAAGAAGGAUGUGAAGGCAAACUAUCAGCAGCAGAAGAAUCAGAACCAGAACCAGAAGAGCUCCAUGAAGACCUCCAGCAUGGGUUCCGGCAGCAGCUGGCGGAAGUAGAAGAGAAGCCCCACGAAGGAUUCACCCCACAAACCGAUCCCGAAUCUGGUUUAAAGCUCAAGGGGAGGGCGAUGGGAGAAGGGCAAUGAUGAUGAUGAUGAUGAUGAUGAUGAUGAUGAUGAUGAUGAUGAUGAUGAUGAUGAUGGGCUAAUGAGCUAAGCGGAGCGCAUGAUCUAAUCUCUUGGGCCUGUGACUAAGCCAAGGCUUGGAGAUUGGAUCGAUGUCGAGUGCAUGCCUCAUGCUAAUUACCCCCCAACCCCAGCCCCAGCCCCAGCCCCAACCGCAGCAGCAAAGCAGUGUGUCUAAUAGUUAGUUCAAUCGAUGAUGAUGAUGAUGAUGAUACGGAUGAUGUGGAUGUGGAUGUGAUUGUGGAUGCAGAUGACGACGAAUCGAUACGAUGCGAUGACCGUGCCGACAUGUUAAUUAUUAUCUCAUAAGACUCAAAGUGUACAUAGCCCCCAACCGAACAUUCCCCACCCCACCCCAUCUCCCAUAACCAAACCCACCUACAACCCCGAAAUAUAUUUUAUGUUUUGUUUUUUGUUUACCAAUAAAGUGUAAAGUCUAA
This is a messenger RNA of Drosophila miranda, 2097 nucleotides long. RefSeq lists its product as uncharacterized. Bases 432 to 1529 code for a protein of 365 amino acids. The transcript has a single exon. Lineage: Eukaryota; Metazoa; Arthropoda; Insecta; Diptera; Drosophilidae. The record is from RefSeq and is a predicted model, not a curated record.